UUCUCCUCUGCCAUACGCGGAAGACAGUUGGUGGCAAGUGUAGAGAGGACAGAGAGUAGAAUACGUGCUUUGGUAUUGUGGGGCUCUCAUACCUGUCGUGGACUGCGCUGGUGAGCAGCACAAGACCACGGUUGGACGAGGCUGGACGGGCUGUGGCCGCAAGGUGUAGAUUCUGCGACCUUUUUCCGAACCCGGAUGCGGGGCCUGCCGAGGACGCUAAACGCGUCGCCGACGCGGACACCCGCUGCGGGUUGGUUUGCAGCUAGCGUGAGAAGUGGGGCAGGGCUUGGAGCGAGUGCUGGGUCUGUGCGACGCGCGCUGGCGCAGCGUGCUCUGCGUGGGCCGCGGGGCCGGGGCGGUCUCGCGGCGCAAGUGUCUGCAGCAACGGCAUACACCGGUGCGUACGCGUGCUACGCCCGCGGCCUUCAUGUCUUUCCGUCGAUUGCCGAGGCGCGAUCGGGCGACUUUGGCUCGUCGCAGGUGGCGGCUCCGCUGGUGCCGCCGACGGCAGUCAAGUUCGCUGGGCGCGGGGCAUCGAGUUCGCUGCUGGCGGUUGCCGACGAGGACGGGACGGUGACGGUGCUCGACACUGCCGGGCGCAAUGAGGCCACGACGCAGCGCGAGUGGUGGAUCGCGCAUAACAACGCCAUCUUUGAUCUGGCGUGGGCGGCCGACGCACGCACAAUUGUGACUGCGUCGGGCGACCAGAACUGCAAGCUUUGGGAUACCGAGACCGGGCUGUGCAAAAAGGUGCUUGCCGGCCAUCGCGGCUCGGUCAAGUCUGUGACAUUUGCACCCGGCUCACCGUCGCUGCUGGCAUCGUCAGCGCGCGACGGGGCCAUCAUGCUGUGGGACGCGCGGGCGGCUGAGGCCGGGCCGGUUGUUGCUGUGCCGAACGCGCACGUACUCAUGCGGUAUCAACGCGCGCGGCGGAUGCGCAAGCUGGAGGCGAACCAGUCGGUGACGGCGGUCCGGUUUGCAGCCGACGACGUGACGCUGUUCUCGGCCGGCGCCAUUGACGGUCUCAUGAAGAUCUGGGACGUGCGCGCGCUGCGAAGCGCGCGGAAGCCGACCGGGGCGGCGGUAGCGGCGCUGCUACCUUCGCCGUUUGGUGCGCCGUCGCUGGUCGACGGCGGCCCGGGGAGCGCGGCAAGCUCGCGGUAUGGGCUGGUGGCGCUCGACAUGUCGCCGGAUGGAGCGUCAGUGCUGGUCUCGCAGGCAACGACCUCGUCGAUCUACGUGUACUCGAUGGCGGACAUGCUUGCCGAGCCUGCGACGGCGCAACCGCGACUCCUGCUCGGCCAUCGGACGCGGUCGUUCUACGUCAAGAGCGCGUUCAUGCCGUCAGGCGAGUUUGUGGUCUCAGGCUCGUCAGACGGCGGCGUGUACCUGUGGAACUACAACGCCCCGGCAGCGAAAGUCGGACCGGGCUCCUCGUCGGCACUGCUUCCGUUCAUGGUCCUCCGCGGCCACGAUACCGAGUCGACCGCGGUGGAUGGGUGUGCAGCCGAUCCGUUCAAGCUCGCGUCGGGCUCAGAUGACAACACGGUGCGCGUGUGGGACCUUGCACCGUCGCCCGAGCAUGCGGCGGCGGAUGCGCCACUCCCCGAGUGGGUGAGUCUGUAUUCGACGUCCGGCUUUGACGACGCAGCUGCGUGCACCUUGCCGCCCAUGCUUGCCGAAGCCGCGUCCGAGCUCCCGCCGGCGUCGCCGACCUUUUCGCCAUUGGCUGCGCGGCGGGUGCCGUCACCGCGGCUGGCGCGGCUCUCGCCGACCAUGGCGCGCGACGGUCAGUCGUCUCCGCUCUUCUCGCCGCUCUUUUCGCCGACCGCCGGCUUGGUCCGCAGCAACCCGACCGGCGGGGACGUUGGCGGCGGAGGCCAGGCGUCGAUCACGCAGUUCUUCAACUGCGAACCGCCUCCUCCGGCGGCGGCGCCGGCAGGCCCAGCCGGGCUCGUCACCUCUUACUUUCGUCCGCUGAAGGGCGGAGAGCCGAUGGACAGCGCUGCUGCUGCCACCUCGGAGGCGAGCCCGCUCGAGAUCUCGGCCGUGGCGCUCUCGACCAAGCCGACGCCCAUCAAGCGCCCACUCUCGUCGCUGGAGCGGUUCUUCAUCCACGACCAGACUGACGACAACGUGCCGCCCCCGAGCUCGGCGGCUGCGACGGCAGCCUCGCCGACCCCCAUGGAUAUCGGUACCAAGACUGCCGGCCUGUCCAGCUCGCUGGAGAGCACGCGCGAGCUGCGGCUCUCGUCACCGCUGGAGCUGGAAAGCGCGCUCAGCUCGUCGAUUGCCUCGCUCUAUCCACCAGCCAGGCAGCACGACUCGGUAUCGCCGCUUGUCAAGCGUAGACGGGCAUCGCUCCUCCGGUCCUCGGCCGCCCGAUCGGCCUCGCCGUCGUCUGCCCGGCGCUCGCCGCGGGUCGCGCUCGUCUUUUCGCCUCUUGACAUGGACACUGACGACGAGUGAGUGAGAAUGUGCGUGGUGAUAAACCCGGUCGCG
Messenger RNA from Thecamonas trahens ATCC 50062, 2502 nucleotides. RefSeq names its product cell division cycle protein cdt2. The transcript has a single exon. Gene Ontology annotation, biological process: proteasome-mediated ubiquitin-dependent protein catabolic process. Bases 196 to 2469 code for a protein of 757 amino acids. Gene Ontology annotation, molecular function: protein binding; protein-macromolecule adaptor activity. Lineage: Eukaryota; Apusomonadida; Apusomonadidae. The record is from RefSeq and is a predicted model, not a curated record. Gene Ontology annotation, cellular component: nucleus.